This is a messenger RNA of Dermacentor silvarum, 2841 nucleotides long. Its product is annotated as PH domain-containing protein DDB_G0287875-like. The record is from RefSeq and is a predicted model, not a curated record. Lineage: Eukaryota; Metazoa; Arthropoda; Arachnida; Ixodida; Ixodidae. Bases 220 to 1920 code for a protein of 566 amino acids. The transcript is spliced from 8 exons.
UGGAGCGGCCGUUCCUUUCUGGCGCCGCGGAACAACAAACCGCAAGGCUCCUCGGUUCGCGGGCUGGCACAGCGCGACGACGCGUCCAUGCGCAGGCAGCUCAGCAGUGGCCGCUAAAACAGCGACAGACCACUGGGCUAGUCGCGCUGAGGAGGACCGCCGUGCGCCCGCUUUACGAGUUUGCCGAGCCUGUGCCAAGCAGCUGUUCCGUGCCCGAGCAUGGCACAACGCAGCCUCACCCGUCUGCGACCGGUGGUCAGCCUGCUCUGCCUCGCGGUUCUGGCUGCGCUCGCCUCGCCCGUGGAGUCAUGGAACAACCCAUACUUGCUCGUACAACAUCAAGUCUACGAGGAACACCAGGAGGUGCUCGCCAAGGACCCGUCCAAGCGGGACGCGGGCGAGCAACGAAAGGACGACGAGGAGUUGUUCGACUUCAUCAAGGACUACCUGUUCAAGCGUGGCGGCGCGGAAAAGCUGAACAAUCGCACUGGCAACGGCCGGGCGCAGUUCGUGGGCGUCGACGCCGGCAGCGCGAACGGGUCGGCGGCUUCGGGUGGAGCGGUCGUCGCCAAGGACAGCGGCCAGUCCGACCAGCGGUACAAGAUGCACAUCAUCAAGUUCCGACUGGUCAACGGCAGCCACCCUGCCGUCGCUGCGGCGGUCAGAAACGCACAGGCAAUGAUGAUGAUGCACAAGAAGGGCGAGCACCACGCGAACGGCAGCAGCAGCGACAACGCCACGCUAUUGGCGCGACCCUGGAGCGGCCGGUCUAGCGUCGGCUACAGGACGGCUCACCCGACCCACGUGACCACCGCUCGCACGGAGACUCCGGCACCGCCACCGCCGCGGAGGGCUGCUUCGGCGGACAACUGCGAGCAGCCCGAAACGACCAGGAGAACCACCACCACCACCACGAGAAGGACCACGACUAGGACGACGACGACAACGACGACGACCAAGAGGACCACGACGACGCCAAAACCGACGACGACCACCAGGACGACAACGACUUGCGCACCAACCACGGUGGCCGUAGUUGGCUGCGAGCGAGCGCCACCGCCGCCCACAACGAAGACGACGACCACUACGACGACUACGACGGCGGCUCCCAAACCGUAUCUGCACGGCCAUCCGUACGUGGUCAUCAAGCUGCACGAGGUGAACGGAACCCGUCGCGUGCCGGUUGAUCGCCUCGUGCCGUUGCAGCCAUACCUGCGGCAGCUGCUAGCCAACGGCACGAACCCAGAGAGAACGCAGCUGGCACGGAACAUCUCCUCGUAUCUGCCAGAUUACCGCCUUUGGAUGCGCGGUGGCUCGUCGGAAGCGGGUGACGAUGCGAGUGGCGGCGCAUCGGGGUACCAACGCAAGGGCAAGAAGCAACGGCAGCAGCAGCAGCAGCAGCAGCAGCAUCCUCGUUCGCGACGAGUGCCGGCGUACGCGGCCGAGACGGCGGCGCUCAAGCGCGAGGUAGCCGGCAACCUGAUGCGAGUGCUGCGCACCAUCCGAGAACUUGACUCCAUGGCCCAGAAAUCUCAGCAGGACGAGCAGCAGGAAGAGGUCCAAGAACAGGAACUGGAGUCCGCACCGCAACAGCAGGAUCCCAUCGAACUGGUGGCGCCCGACACGGCGGGGCAGAUCGACCAGCUCCUCAGGCGCCGGGACAAGUCGCAAGGGCUCAGACUCAUCCUUCAGUAUCUGCUGACAAAGUUUGGCACGCCUUGGUCGGGCUUCGUCCCCCGCAGGUCGACGAAAAAAUGGACCGUCGAGUACCCGGACGAACUGAAAGAGAACCGGGCCGAGGAGGGCGACCUCCACCAGUUCAGCAUCCUGCUCAAGAAGGCGCUCGACGAGCUGAGCGUCUCGUCUGACGCCAAAAACAGGACGACGGCCAAGCCUCGCAAAGCCGCCGUCUACAGAUAGCGCCUCGGCCUCAGAGACGCGCGCGCGCGCGCUGCGAUCACCGCCUAUGGACGGGUCUUUUUAUUUCACCAUGGGCAGUCUCAUCACCGCGCGUUUGGCCCCAGCAACUGAGCACCUUCUCUUCCUGUAGCUUCCUAUAGCGCUGGUGCUAAACUUGCGUUAACGUGCGUUUAGCUAGUGCGUGCUCUACCUAAAGCUUCGGCUUAGAUGUGGGGACUAUACCGCGUUUCUGCUGAGCAUGGAAAAACUUAAGUAUUGGAGCUCAGCGAGCCAGCCGCUCUGCUGUUUAUGAGCGCAUCCAUCAUGGUUAACCUCGUCAAGGUCAUGGUGGCUCGAGUUGGCUGGGUAAUCGUGCCACCUGGAUCGUUAAUUGUGGGUUAGUCUAAGUACCUGUCAAGCAGCGCGGCGCAUCGCUUUUUGUACAUCGUGCCAUUCAGGGGCUGAUGCCACAGCGUCAUGUGAUCGGCUUAAUGAUGUGAUGGGAAUCGCCUUAUUCGCACACUGCUGCGCUUAGGAGUGGCCGAGCAUCGACUGCGGUGGCUGUUUGAAUGGCAGGUGUGACCAAGCUAGGCUGGUGGUUUAUCCUGACCUUAAGUGGUGGACAGCCUCAAUAGAAAGGGGAUUCCACACUUGCAGCUAGCAUGUCACGGCCAUAGGAACUCACUCGACUCUCUCGCGUUGUUCACCAUGUGAUACAGCUCAUCAGCGCAUUGUAGAUGACAUGCAUUUGUACCUGUGUAAAUGCCAGUUAACGCUGUAACGCAACGACACUGUGUGUAUGCAUGUAGCGUCCUUUACUUGGUGUAGACCAACGUAUAGUUGAUGCUUCGACACAGUAAGAGGAACGAAUGCCCGAGAUACCGCCAAAAUAAAAGUAUUCUGCAUGAAUCCAAGUUGCACCGAGCACUGAUCGGAGACUCU